UUGCAUCAACUCAGUACAGUGAAUGGCAGUGAAGGGCUGUGGAUUAUAGCUCGCCCGCUGGUUGACUAGCAUCGGAACUUUAAUCGUCGGUCAAGGAGACUCAUUACGGCUUCGUAUUUUCGGUGAAAUAGCAUCGAGAACCUAGACAAACCGUUAUCCCGAAGUCCGGUCACUUUGCACUGUCGUUUGGAGAGACCUUGCGUGCUCCGGGGUGAAGUUAUUUUGGAACUGGACCUGAUACCCAGACCUGGGUCCUGGUUGGUUAACCAAGAGCUGCUAGCGGUACACAACAACUAAUGGGUGGUUUCUUUGAAUAACAUUUUACGUUAUAUCAAGUUAUCUGUGGCUUAACCACCCGCAAUUAGCUCUGAUUGCCGUCCGCAGUAUGAGGGAAAUAAUGCUAACAUCUUCGACAAGUGCUGGUGCGUCGCUAGCUAACGUUAAUGUUACACAGAGCGGUCCGCUAUGUGAACCCAGCUUCUAAUGCGCGAUUUUCCCUUCAACUUUAUUGGAGAUUGAUUGCCUUUAAUUAAAAAUAGAGCCCGAACUCGUCUGUGUUAACGUCGCGGUGUAUGUUUUACGCAGUGUUGUCUGAAACGAGUUGGUUUGUUGGCUACCCAGCUAGCGCUUCAGUGAUAUAGCUAGCGAGCUAACUUAACGUUGGCGAGCUGUUUGUCCGUGUCAUUUAGCCAAGUUAGCAAAGAAAGCGAAUGGAAAAGCAAAACCUAAAAAUGCCAGCGCUUUAUUUUGGGACUGUGGGUAGCUGUCUGUCUUUCCAUGAUUCGGUGUUUUUGUAAAUAAUUAUCCCGCUUCACUAGCUAGCUAGCUGUUUACAGUCUGGUCAUAAUAUAGCUAGCUAGCUAGAUACCCUCAGUGUUUAUAGCCAGCUUCUAGUCGGUUAACGUCAACUAACGUUACCUAGCUAACUGUGGUGAGUUAGUGAAUUAUUAGAAUACUUAUUGAGUUUUUGUUUUUCUAGGUAUAACAGAAAAGUAAUUGUGGUCAUUUCAGUAUAACUACCUGACGAUAGCUGCCAGUCUUGAUUUAGCUAGCUAGCGACAGUUAGCUAAACAGACUUCAGGUAGUGCGGUGAUUUACAGAGCUGGUAGCGGAUAGUGCUUGAUGUUUUUUUAUUAACGUUACACGAAACAUAAUAAGUUAUGUUUUUAUUAUUUGAAAACUAUCGAAUGGAAACGCACCCAUCAUUUUCUGGAUUUUCCUCGUGGGAUCUCUGCCAUAUCUAAGAUGUGUUCCCCUUUUCUUCAUUUUAUAGCUAAGUAAACGCGUGAUAUAUGCUUCUGAAGCUCAGCAGCUAAUUACUGUAGCUUCACACUUAGCUAUCUACAUAAAGGAUUCCGCAGCGGCCCGUUUUCUUCAAGAAAUUGUUUUUCGUUUGUCAACGUCUGACUGUUUGCAAAUACAGCUGAUAUUUAUGCGUGGAUAGCUAUUCAAUAAUAUGCGUUAUGCUUCACAUUGACAUUUAUUUGAAUGAACAGUGAACUACAGUGGAGUUUCGCGAUUUUUACAGUUACACGGCGCCAGAGAAGUGAGACUGUCAUCCGUGGGGUUUGUGGCAAUAGGAUCUUGUCGAAAUAAAGGAUUUUUUGUUUUUGUUUUGACUGGAUUGAAAAUGGGAGCAGCUACAAAACUAGCCAUCGCAGUGUUCCUCAUCUCAUGUUCCUCAGGCGCCAUCCUGGGCCGCUCGGAGACGCAGGAGUGCGUGUACUACAACAGCAGCUGGGAGAAGGACCGCACCAACCGCAGCGGCAUCGAGGCCUGCGCCGAGGAGACGGACAAGCGCAAGCACUGCUUCGCCACCUGGAAGAACACGUCGGGCACCAUCGAGAUCGUCAAGCAGGGCUGCUGGCUGGACGACGUCAACUGCUACGACAGCAGCGAGUGCGUGGAGAAGAAGGAGGGGCCCGACGUCUUCUUCUGCUGCUGCGAGGGCAACAUGUGCAACGAGAAGUUCUUCUACAACCCCGACACCUCCCCGCCCGCCGAGCCGACCUCAAACCCGUUCACCCAGCCGCCCCCUCUCUUCAACACCCUGCUGUACUCGCUGGUGCCCAUCAUGGGCAUCGCAGCCAUCGUCCUCUUCUCCUUCUGGAUGUACCGCCAUCACAAGCUGGCGUAUCCGCCAGUCCUGGUGCCCACCCAGCACGCCUUUCAUAUCAUGAUAGAGGACCCUGGCCCCACACCCCCCUCCCCGCUCCUGGGACAGAAGCCAUUGCAGUUACUGGAGCUGAAAUCCAGGGGGCGCUUCGGCUGUGUGUGGAAGGCACAGCUGCUCAGCGACUACGUGGCGGUCAAGAUCUUCCCCAUUCAGGACAAGCAGUCCUGGCAGCACGAGUACGAGACCUACAGCCUGAGCGGCAUGAAGCACGAGAACCUCCUCCACUUCCUGGGGGCGGAGAAGAGGGGCACCAACUUGGACGUGGAGCUGUGGCUCAUCACCGCCUACCACGAGAAGGGUUCUCUGACCGAUUACCUGAAGGCCAACGUGGUGUCUUGGAAUGAGCUGUGCCUCAUCGCCCAGACCACGGCCAGGGGACUGGCCUACCUGCACGAGGACAUCCCGGGCCUGAAGGACGGCCACAAGCCUGCCAUCGCUCACAGGGACAUCAAGAGCAAGAACGUGCUGCUGAAGACCAACCUGACCGCCUGCAUCGCCGAUUUCGGCCUGGCCCUGAGGUUUGAGGCGGGGAAGUCUGCCGGAGACACGCACGGCCAGGUGGGCACGCGGCGGUACAUGGCCCCUGAGGUGCUGGAGGGGGCCAUAAACUUCCAGCGAGACGCCUUCCUGAGGAUAGACAUGUACGCCCUGGGGCUUGUGCUCUGGGAGCUGGCUGCACGCUGCACGGCCGCUGACGGCCCUGUAGAUGAGUACAUGCUGCCGUUCGAGGAGGAGGUGGGACAGCACCCCUCCCUGGAGGACAUGCAGGAAGUGGUCGUGCACAAGAAGCUCCGCCCUGUGCUGCGCGAGUGCUGGCAGAAGCACGCUGGCCUGGCGAUGCUGUGCGAGACCAUCGAGGAAUGCUGGGAUCACGAGGCCGAGGCGCGCCUCUCGGCCGGAUGCGUGGAGGAACGCGUGAUCCAGAUGCAGCGGCAGACCAACGUCAUCGCCCCCGAGGAGAUCGUCACCGUCGUCACCAUGGUGACAAACGUAGACUUCCCGCCCAAGGAGUCCAGUCUAUGAUGGACGGGCCCAGGAAACGCGUGCGCGUACUGACCAAUGGAACGGGGCAUCACGGCCGGUUACGCCCUUCAGACUGUUCGCAGAGGACACGCCCACACCGCCAUCACUUGCGCAACUCAUUAAGAUUCAGGAAUUUCUGCACCCUACCGGUUUCUUACCCACUACAUUUAGCUACGCGCGUGCCUGAAGUCUCACUGACACGCGGUUUUCUGUUUUAAGCCGGAACUGUAAAAGACAGUGGUUGGAAAGAAGAAUAAAGAAUAAAUCAGGAUCCUUUCAAGGAAGACACUGGAGGUAAAUGUAAAAAACGUGUACGUGGUCUCGGUGACUACAGGACUUUGACACUGAAAUCAAACUUUUUGGCAGGUAUUAAUUAUUUUGUAUCGAAGAUCAGUAUGUGAAAGACUUCUUCAAAAGGACAUGUGCUAGUUUUUCUAAAAAAAGAAAGAAAAAAAAGAAAAAGGUUUUGAGGAAAACGUGGACUAUACCAGAAACCCCACCACAUUUCAUUUCAAUAUAAAAAGGGCAACUUGUUUUUAAAUGCAUUUGCUGUUUUUGUGUUUAUAUAAAUGAAUAUUGUAAUGCCAAUAAGAAACAGCUUCUGAAUGUUUAGUGUAUUGCUGCUGUUCAUAUAUCAAUGAAAACGUAUGGUAAUCAAGGUUAUUUGUUGGAAUUUGCUUCCAAGCAUUAAUUUAAAUAACCGUAAACCUCCCUCAACAAGGAAUACCUCAGUUCCAUCUCUGAAAAGUUUCCUUUAACACUAAAAACAAUCUCAAAUAUUCAGAUCUGACAUCUGUUUGGUAUUUAUGCAUUUUAAAUGACAGAUGGCAACAGCAUUUAUAACAGUAUGCCAACACAAAAUGGCCAUUUAUAAACCAGUGUUUCUGCCGUUUAUCGUUUUAUUUCUCCUUCUUAAGAGUUUUGUGUUAGAGUAUAUUUUUGCCCUGUGAUUUUCAAGUAUUUUUAACAAUCAAUUUUUUUUGUAGUCUGGACAGCUGUACUCACUUUGAAAGCGUAAUGAGAGAUCCCUGAAAAAAACUUCCAAAAUAACAUUUGAAAGCACUUUCCUAUUUAGGUUUGCGGUGUCGAUAAAUAUUUAAAACCGUGCGCAUGCCCCUCCUCCUACUUUUUACACUUUUGUUUUUAUGCGAGUUGUGACAGGUGUAAUCUGUAACGGAUUUUUUUUUCUUUUGUUAAUUUCUUUAAAACUUUAUCCCUUUCUAUGCGUGUUUAUUGUGUAUCGCUAGUUCGUGUGUAUCAGUCGUGUUUCAGGAAUUAGCAUUCAGUGUCUGCUGGCGUAUGGUACACCUCAGGAAAUCUCGUCUCUCGAACCCCUCUCUCUGCUUUGAGCCGUCAGUGACUUCCCUUGUUCUCUCCCCCAUUCCGGUGCCAUUAUAUUUACAGUCAUUUCGGUGCAUUAUUGUAGACCCUGCGAGAGAGAAUACAAGCCAAAAACUGCAACAAAUGCAUUGUUAAAAAUACAAUACACACAUAGAAGGAAAUGAACAUAUCGCAGCCAUUGGGUCGGAAAAGUAGAGAACUUUGGGAGUAAAUCUCCAAAUGUAGUUUGGGCGAUCACAGAUUUGAGUGGUUGUCUUGGUGCCUACGACGCUUGUGCAGUUACGCUACCGUUUGUAUUCUUUAUCCUCGUAGACGAGUUCACUUUGAAAAGAACUGCUACAGCAACAACCGUUCAGGGAUGCAAUACUAUGCUUUACGAAGUUAAUUAUAUGCAAUCAACGCAGGUACAGCAAAGUUACCGACUACUUUUACAACAGUAGCAUUUUUAAACUACGGAAUCCAUUGCCGUUUUAUUUAUGCAGGAUAGUCAUACUGUAAGAAAAGGCUCCUUUCACACCGGGGGUUCCGAGGGGCAGCUGGGUUGCCUGUCAAGCCCACGAACCCCAAUACAACUGCUGCGUAGUUACAGUCGGAAAGUCAACUGGUCCAUACAACAAACAUGCAGGGCCUACAGGAAAUAACCUCAGCUCAGAACACCUUCAUCACUGUGAAUACUUACACAGGACCUCUGCAGAUUUCUGCGUGCCGUGGGACAUAGAAAAAUAAGUCACAAGUCUCAGAGCAGGGAGAGGAGGGAAGGCGGAUAUCCACCUGCUGCGCGCGCAACAACUCGUUUGCGCAAAGCGUCGAUUUUUCGUUCCCGUGCAAAAAUAUGCUGAUGUAGCCACCCCCUUAUGACUAUACCCCACCCCACCCCACCAUCACGCUGAUAUUAUGACUGUCAUUUUGUUUCUCCAUUAUUGAAACACGAAGGCUUUACAUAGUUUUGUUUUUAUUAUUUUAUUCUCACACUACUGUACAGAAGCUCCCCCUGGCCCCCACCUAAAGCUCCGAUUCGCUCUUCUUUUCUAAGAAAUUACGUUGUUUUCCAUCAAUACAAGCCAAAAUCUUCCCCACGACAUUGGCAGCAGACUUCAAGGAAAAUGCACAUUAUGUAAAUAUGAAUGUCGUUUUUAGAUUGUGAAUUUAGCAUGUUUUUUCUAAGGUAUCACAAAGCAAAAAAGUCCUUUAUAAAGUAAUUAUUCCAAAAUAAGAUUUUAUUGUUUAUUUUAUAUAUCUAUAUUUUAAAUUGUAUUAAUUUAUGUCAAGGCCCAAAACAGUCAUAUUUCCUUUUCAUGGCGAGGCUCUCUCUAUCUCUGACUAUAUUAAAUCGGUCCAAUGAAACACUACGGAUUUCACCCCGGAUCGACACAUCGUUUACCUCAGACAUCCCAGCUAAUGCAUAACGUUCUCGCAAAGUCACUGGAACAUUGUAGAAACACUAUUAACUUCGGUGCAAUGUGCAAGUGACGUGGCGAGGAUGUCACCUGGGAUAUGACCAGCAGUGUUUUAUUUCUAUAAAGCGGUUUCAGUUCACGUUAAACGCAUUACCUCUCAGUUAUGCCAGAAAGUUAACGUGCGUCCGUCACGUUAUCUUGAAAUCUCUCUGCCGAUCUACCGUGUGUAACGGGCACAAGACAGCCAUACUACUGUCGAAGUGUACUUGCCAUUUUAAUUAUUUUCCAAGAAUUUAACAAACUGUUUCAGAGGCCUGGUUGGAAUUGAUUGUUAAAUAUUGUACAGAUAAAUUGUAUGUUAUCCCCCUAAAAUAAAGUAUAGUGACUGCUCUGUG
Conger conger (European conger) is the source of this 6332-nucleotide messenger RNA. Its product is annotated as activin receptor type-2A. The record is from RefSeq and is a predicted model, not a curated record. The coding region runs from base 1631 to 3199 and encodes 522 amino acids. Gene Ontology annotation, cellular component: plasma membrane; activin receptor complex. Gene Ontology annotation, biological process: cellular response to growth factor stimulus; activin receptor signaling pathway; protein phosphorylation. NCBI's taxonomy places the organism in Eukaryota, Metazoa, Chordata, Actinopteri, Anguilliformes, Congridae. The transcript is spliced from 12 exons. Gene Ontology annotation, molecular function: ATP binding; metal ion binding; activin receptor activity.